This is a messenger RNA of Staurois parvus, 723 nucleotides long. The record is from the annotation of a GenBank genome assembly. NCBI's taxonomy places the organism in Eukaryota, Metazoa, Chordata, Amphibia, Anura, Ranidae.
CCCCGCAUUCACUGUAUCCGCUCUCCCCGGACCCCGCAUUCACUAUAUCCGCUCUCCCCGGACCCCGCAUUCACUAUAUCCGCUCUCCCCGGACCCCGCAUUCCCUAUAUCCGCUCUCCCCGGACCCCGCAUUCCCUAUAUCCUCUCUCCCCGGACCCCGCAUUCACUAUAUCCGCUCUCCCCGGACCCCGCAUUCACUAUAUCCUCUCUCCCCGGACCCCGCAUUCACUAUAUCCACUCUCCCCGGACCCCGCAUUCACUAUAUCCGCUCUCCCCGGACCCCGCAUUCACUAUAUCCGCUCUCCCCGGACCCCGCAUUCACUAUAUCCGCUCUCCCCGGACCCCGCAUUCACUAUAUCCGCUCUCCCCGGACCCCGCAUUCACUAUAUCCGCUCUCCCCGGACCCCGCAUUCACUAUAUCCGCUCUCCCCGGACCCCGCAUUCACUGUAUCCGCUCUCCCCGGACCCCGCAUUCACUAUAUCCGCUCUCCCCGGACCCCGCAUUCACUAUAUCCGCUCUCCCCGGACCCCGCAUUCACUAUAUCCGCUCUCCCCGGACCCCGCAUUCACUAUAUCCGCUCUCCCCGGACCCCGCAUUCACUGUAUCCGCUCUCCCCGGACCCCGCAUUCACUGUAUCCCCUCUCCCCGGACCCCUCAUUCACUAUAUCCGCUCUCCCCGGACCCCGCAUUCACUGUAUCCGCUUCAGAUUGGGGCCCUACAA